This is a messenger RNA of Bursaphelenchus okinawaensis, 7108 nucleotides long. Lineage: Eukaryota; Metazoa; Nematoda; Chromadorea; Rhabditida; Aphelenchoididae. The record is from the annotation of a GenBank genome assembly.
AUGUGGGUCCUACUCCUAAUAGGGACCUUGUUCCUCCACCUGCACGCUUCACAGAUUCCAUGUGGAAAGGCGUCAUUCCCAUGUGAAGGUGUGGUGCUGCAACCACAACAACCAGUCAGAGUGUACGGUGUUUCCAACGUGAACCCAGGCGUGCAGAGGCCGAAACUGCCUGAGAGUAUGAUCAGAACGGUAGCACAAGAAGCUCAGACAGAAGUCGAAAGGAUUCUGGACGAGAGUUCGGCCAAACCUAUCAAUUCUAGUAGGUUUUUGAGGGUUUUAUUGUGGUAUAGUGUCGUUUUAAAUAAUUGUAGAUUAAUUUUUGAUCAAAAAAUGCAGUUUUUAGGUAAUAGUUUUGUUGUUUUACUAAAAAAAGAUCAAAAAAUUAUAAAAUAUAGCCAUGAAAUACUGUGAUUACUAAUAGGCAACGUACUUUACCACAAUUUCAGGAAGUUCAAUGUCAGCAGCCAUGUCUAGUUUUGUCAAAAUGCAUUCUGUAAAUCAUUUGACCAAAGCACAAAGUAUUCCAGCUUACAUUUCUGACAGUAUGACAAAGAAGUUUUUACGGUAAGCAUUAAAACUUGGAUAUUAUAUGUUAGAUAUAAACAUUCAUAAUUUAGGGCUUCUAUUAGGUUGUUCAAAUAGUUCUGUGCUUCUUAACCUCGACAUUUUGCCAUGAGAGUUGGUACAGAAUUAUUUGAACAAUUUUAUAGUGUGGCACUCUAAUUAUAUUGGCACUUAUUCUAGUUUCUUUAGUGUCAUACUAAAGAUGGUUGACUGUACCAUUUUCAGACUAGGCCUCCGCGAAUCCGACGUCUUCGAGGGUCUGGACGAAACCCUUCUUCAGUCAACCUACUUCGGCCGAACCUGUCAUCAAGUCAAGAACGAGACAUGUCCUCCAACCUUCUACCGCAGCUACAAUGGCAGAUGUAACAAUGUACAACACUCUGAAUGGGGUGUAGCUUCAGGACCAUAUCAACGAUUGAGUCCAGCUGCUUAUGCUGAUUCUACUUCAGCUCCACGCGACAGUAAAACUGGAAAAGGAUUGCCAAAUGAAAGAUUGGUAUCUUUGGAAGUAUUUAAAGAACCAAACCAACCACAUGAAGGGCUGACCCAUCUGGUACCUUAUUGGAUGUAUAUUAUGGCUAGUGAUAUGGGGGAAAGUGCUCCUAAUCAGCUGAUUUUGAAUGGUGAGCUAGUUUUAUGGUUUUUUGAUAAAAUUGUAUGAUUUUAGGCCUAUUUGGCUUCAUUUUUAGCUUUAGGCCUAACUUUUAACCUUUAUUCAUUUUGAAUGCCAUAAUUUUUCUAAUUUUUACAUUUUUUUUUCACUUACUAUGCUUUCUCGAUAUCUAUCUUCUUUUUCGUUUUUUGUUCGAAAUUCUUGCGCAACCACGACGUGAAGAUUGCGUAACCGAGUUUAGGAACUAAAACAAGCUUCUACUACUUAUCCUUUACGAGGGAUGUCGGUUGCAAAACAAGUCACGACACAACAACGUGUACGACGUGACGAGUCAAUAUGACAUACAUUAAUAUAAAUCAAUGUUACAGAGUUACAUUUUCCAGUAUGAGUUUCGCUAUAAAACUGUACGAAACGAUACUGUAAUUCAGAAAUUGUGUUGGCCAUAAGGGUACUAACUAGUACAGUUCAUGAUUUUUAUAUCACGGCACUAACCAGUACAGUUAAUAUCAACAGUUUUAUCCUGUUUAACCAAAAAUACCGUUUCAGGUGAAUCCAACCCGCUCCCCUGCUGUUCCCCAGACAUCAAGCACCCCGACUGUGUAUCUAUCCCAAUCUUCCAAAAUGACCCCAUUUACAAUGCCUCAGGCGUCAACUGCAUGCCAUUGGCUAGAACCCUCCCAGCUCAGCCAAAUGAAUGUAAAUUGGGCCACAGAGAACAGUCAAACCAGGCCAGUUCUUACCUUGACCUGAGCUUCCUGUACGGAAACUCAAAGGAAGAAGCGGCCAAACUUCGUGCUUCUGGAGGUCGCCUACUGUCUUCAGGACCUAUUGACCUUCCUCCACCUGACAAAUCGUUUGCUACCUUCUGUAGAUCACAUUUGAACAACAAUUGCUUCUUGAGUGGAUCAAGGGAUGUGAACUUGUUGCCCGGGAUUACAGGUCUACAUGCUAUUUGGCAUAGACAACAUAACUUUAUCGCCAAUAACUUGAGAGUGAGUUGUUUGGAUUUUUUGUAUUCAACAUGAAGAUAUAUAGACAUGUAUAGGUACUAAAAGUUAAAAGUUUCAAAACUUUUCAAACAUUUUAAUUUACUUGUUAAGAUGUAUAUUAUAGUAGGUUAUUACCUGCAUUUAUAGCCAUCUAAACUCAAAAUAAAGAAAAAUGACCUUAAUUUUUUAAUCAAAAACUUACUAUCAUGUUCCAGAGAAUCAACCCAAGAUGGAACGACGACCGUGUCUUCGAAGAAACUCGUAAGAUCACCAUCGCUCAAUUCCAACACAUUACCUACACCGAGUUUCUACCAUUGGUACUCGGUCAAGAAGCCAUGAAUCAUUAUCAGCUGUCGCCAAUGCCAAACGGGUUCGCCAGUGAUUAUGACAUGUCACUGAACGGUGCUACUCUCAACGAAUUCGCCGUGCUUGCGACCAACCUGGCUUUGGUUUGGUUGAACAAACACAAGGUGGAGUUGAUGGCCAGCUUCAACAAUCCUGACGUUUUCUACCAGAGGAAUGGGUUUGAGAGAGUUGUUUAGUAAGUUAUCUUUGUUUGACUUUUACUUUUGUUGCUUAUUUCGUAUAUAUUUUGUUAAAUGUACUUAAUAUACGAAAACAGAGACAAGAAGAUGUAGCUUUAUGCCAAAACUUUAUUUCAGUGAACUCAUCACAGCCAAUAUGGAGCAUACUGGUCCAAAGAUGAGUGAAGCUUUCAGGGGACGAUUCUUGAGUGUAUCACCAAGCCAGCCUGGACUAGAUUUAGUGGCCAUGGCCUUGAAACAAAGCAGAGAGCAUGGAGUACCCGGCUAUGCUACCAUCAGAAGGCAAUGUGGUUUUGGAAGGGUAAGAGCUCGAAUUUUAAGCUGUGACUUCUCUAUGAAGACUGGCCGUAUUUACAUAAAAAAUAAGUCUGGACUGUUUUUAUAUUUAUGAUAAUUGAGUAAGAACGAGGUGAUAAGACUAAAAUAUUACCUAAAAUUUUAAAAUUUGAGAAAUUUUUAAAAUUGGAUAAUAGUUUUUAAUGAAAUAAAUAAAACGUUUUAAUUUAAAGAUCUACACUUUCAAUGACUUAAGAAACGACAUCUUGAGCUUCGAGUUACUGCAACGUAUGAGUGAUGUUUAUGACUCGGUAGAUGAUAUUGAUCUACUGGUUGGAGUUUUGGCCGAAAAACCAAAAAAAGGAGCUUUAGUUGGUCCUACACUAACUUGUAUAUUGGGUACACAAUUUUAUAAGGUAAGUUUUAAUUUUGAACGUUUUGAGCAGUAUUUUGUAAGGUAGUUUUGUCCCACCGCGAAAACAAUAAAGAUUUUGAGGAAAUUUGAUUUUUCUUAUGUGAAAUCGAAAGUUUUGACGUUUUUCAAACAUUGUCGUUCUAUAAAUCGCAAUUAAAGUAUAAAUUUAUGUUAUCCAUGACAUUAUGUUAUUGUAGACCAAGAAAGGCGACCGUUUUUGGUACGAAAACUUCUUUUCAACCUCGUCCUUCAACGAUGAUCAACUUAUUCAAAUCAGAGAGACCACUUUGGCCAGUGUUUUGUGUGCCGUUGGUGGCCAACAACAACUUCAGCCUUCCGUGUUCAUGAAAUCUGAUCAAUAUGAGAAUGCUUUUGUGAAAUGUGACUCCAAAACGAUCAACAAGUUGGAUUUCAUGGCUUGGAAGGACGACGACAGUACCAUUGAGCUGCCAGUUACCAAAGAAACCUUGAUGAAGGUGAUUGAAUUGGCCAAGUUUAAUAUUCAGGAGAGGGACAGGAGAGAGACGCUCAAUGUACAGAGAAGUAAGAGAUCAUAACUUUGCUUUAUUGUGUUGAAAUUGGUUUAACGGAUAUUGUUGGACUAAUUCAAUCGAUAUUACACUAAGUUUUACCCAUUUUAUUGACAAAAUUUAUUUUUUAACUAGCUUUUUCCAGAUCAGCGACCAUUCCAAAAAGGAGAUCCACUGUUUGCCUAUUCUAAUAUGAUGCGACCAAAAACAGAAACCAAGAUCUUCAGCAAGGUAGCAGAUGUCCUUCUGGAAUCUACCAAAAUCCUAACAGAAGGUCGGACUUUACCUGAUGGUGAAGUGUUACCUAAACUAUCGAAUGAUGUGCUUGUCAAGCUGCUACCUGAUGUUGGUAUUGAAAGUUUGUUCAACAAUUUCACUGCUUUUUUGAGUGAAAAUGGCAGAGCGACGUUGGAGGAAUGUCUACCACGACAAUUACCAUGUGAUCAUACUAGUAGGUACCGAACCUACUCUGGAUGGUGCAACAAUUUGAAGCAUCCUGAGUUUGCUAAUGCUUUUACACCGCUUCAACAUCUUUUGAAGGUAUGUUUAUUAAUAAUAUAAAAGCUAUUAGGUUGUUCAAAUAAUUCUGUGUUCUCUUUCAAAGCAAAUUUUCAGGAUUAGGGGCACAGAAUUAUAUGAACAACCUAAUACUUCAUACAAAGUAUAGUAAUGCCAAUUCAAAUACUAUUAUCUACUCUUUAAACUAAAAUUAAUUAAAAAUCUUGUAGCCAUCCUACGAAGACGGAUUCGACGCUCCACGAUCCCGUGCCAAGUCAGGAAAGGCUCUGCCAUCUCCUCGUGUCAUCUCGAAUACCGUUCACGCUGAUGUUAACGUUAGUCACACCCGUUUCACACACAUGGUAAUGCAGUUUGGUCAAUUUGUGGAUCACGAACUCACCCAUUCACCUGUAGCUCGUGCUGCCAACGAUGAGAUCCUGAACUGUACCAGAUGUGACUCAGCUACAACAAUAUCGAAACAUUGUAUGCCUUUGAGAGUUGAGCCUGGAGAUCCUCACUUCCCCACGGUGAUGGAGAAUGGUGAACCACGAUGUUUACCGUUCGCACGAUCACUUCUUGGUCAAGUUAAUCUGGGUUACAGAGCUCAGAUCAAUCAAGUUAGUUAUUAUUUACCAAUCGCCUCUUAUAAGACUGAUAUUGUAGUACUUAACGACCUAUACCUUCUUUAUUUUAGCUCACCGCCUUCAUUGACGGUUCAGCCAUCUACGGCUCCACGACCUGUGAAUCCAACAACCUUCGUCUCUUUUCCGGAGGUCUUAUGAACUUCACCAACCUCGGAGUGGGCAAUCACAUGGCUCUACCUCAAGGAGAGCAAGAGAAAGACUGUAGAUCGUCGCCUCGAGAACAAUGUUUUGUCGCCGGAGACGAAAGGAACAGCCAUCAACCUGGCCUCACCAUGAUGCACACCUUCUUCUUGAGAGAACACAACAGGAUCGCCAAACAGUUAUCCAAGAUCAAUCCUCAUUGGAACGAUGAGAGGAUCUUCCAGGAGACUCGUCGUAUUCACGUCGCUCAACUUCAGCACAUCGUGUUCAGCGAGUUUCUGCCAAAAAUCAUUGGAAACGAACUGUUGAGCGAAUACGAUCUCGUACCUUUGAAGAAUGGAUAUUACAUUGGGUAUGAUGACACAUGCAACGCCGCAAUCUCACAGCCAUUCGCUACAGCUGCCUACAGAUUCGGUCACACUCUGGUGAGGAAACUGUUCCCCAGAAUGGACCCUAACUACAAAGAAAUGGCAGAACCGGUUGACUUGUCACAACAUUUCGGUCACGUUGGCCCAAUCUACAACCAGUCGGCUGGAGGCAUGGAUUCUAUGUUGAUGGGACUUCUGGGUACUCCAGCUAUGGCCUUUGACAGACAUAUCACAUCCGCGUUAAGGAAUCAUCUGUUCGCGAGACGUGGAUUGGACAAAUCAGGGAUGGAUCUGAUCGCGAUCAACAUGUUGAGAGCCAGAGAUCACGGUGUGCAACCCUACAACGAGUACCGUCAACUUUGCGGCUUCAAGAAGGCCAAAUCCUUCGAAGAUCUUUUGGAUCUGAUGGAUUCUAGUGCCGUGAACGCGUUGAAGGCGGUGUACGAGGAUGUUGAUGACAUUGAUCUUUUCCCUGGAUUGACGAGUGAACGACCAAAGUUUGGAGCUCUUCUCGGACCUACGAUGAGCUGUAUCCUGGCGGAGCAAUUCAGAAGACUGAAGAAGUGCGACCGAUUCUACUAUGAAAACGAUAAUCAAGCUGCCAGGUUCAUUCCACCUCAGCUGCAGGAGAUCCGGAAGGUGAAGUUGGCCACGAUCUUCUGCCAGAACAGCGAGUAUCUCAAGUUCUUACAACCAAAUGUGUUUGAUCUGCCUGAUAACAUGAUGUGAGUUGGCUAUGUUAUUCUAAAAUGGCAUGGCUAGGCUUAAGAUGUAAUAUAUACAUCAUACCAACUGACAUAUUUUCAAAAUUUUAUAAUUUAUGGUAUAAUUAUUGUAAGGUAACUCUGUGAUAAUGUACUAAAACUCAAUGUUCGUACAUAAUAGUAACUUUUCAGGAACGCUCAUUUGAGUUGUAACGAAUUCGAAACGAUUGAUCUGAGCUUGUGGAAGGAAACACGUAAGUAGCGUCAUUGUAUAUUAUAUGAUGUAUAUUAAUACAUCUGUAUCGUAUAUUUUGUGUAAGAAUAACAAUGGAGAGUACUGUAAUUUUAGCUGAAUGUGAAAUCAAUGGACUGAAGAUUCAAUUGGGAGAGUCGAGAAGAAUCACGCCUUGUAUGAGCUGUAUCUGCACUUCGGAAGGAGUACGUUUACUUUCUUAUGGCAUUGUUAAAGUUACAUUAAUUUUAUGGGCUUUUUGCUACAGUAAUUAUAUUUGCACGGACUUUUUAUCAAAUUAUGUUCUACAUAUUGAUAAAAAGAUUAUUCAAAGUUAUUAAUCCUUAAUUUCAGACUGAAUGUGCUCCAGUUAGAGUUAAAAACUGCGACAAACUCUUCCAACAGUACGAUGUUAACGACAUCAAGAAGGUGCGUUUCUUAUCAUAUUUACUAGCUUUGAAUUUCAAGAUGGCUGAUAACUUAUAUUAACUAGUAACUUACGCAACUUAUUAACUUUGAACUUUAGGACGCAUCAUGUAUAACACAAUGUGCAGAACUAUUGAGUUCGGUGGAUUCCAAAGCCUCGUGA